Molecule: messenger RNA, 2891 nt
Organism: Folsomia candida
Lineage: Eukaryota; Metazoa; Arthropoda; Collembola; Entomobryomorpha; Isotomidae
Product: protein cueball
Exons: 6
Coding region: 320-1897 (525 amino acids)
Source: RefSeq, a predicted model, not a curated record
UGGAUUGCACAAUACAAACUAUACUAGAUACAUGGGAACAUUCUCAGUUGGUGACGUAUUUAGAACUGAUGAUGCUCCACGCAUGGCCCAAAGGUUAUUAGUUGUACGGAGGGAGACUGGGAGAGCCAUGGCACGAUCAUCAGUGUGUAGCUGCCUUCCUUCCUGGCCAGUCGCCAAUCCUCACUCCUUCACAUUCAUUCUAUUUAAAAUUUAAAUUUCUCUCCUGUAACCUGCCAGCAUUGCGGGGCUGCCCUGCCUCACAACAACUUUCGACGCAUUCCAUUCAGCAGGUCAGUAAGUGGACACCUCGGGUGGGAACAUGGGAGGAGAAGGAGGACGAUGGACUCUAGCCGGACUAUUUUUCCUUGUACUUCCGCUUCUUCUUGAAGGGAUACAGCUAACAGAUUAUGAGCUUGUGGUGGGUAACGGGGCCAGACUGUUGUUCUUUAACUACAACCACUCUCUUAACGUGGACGUAACUGAGUGGACGCCAAAGACCAAAAUCAUCUCCAUCGUUCCUCACGUCCCCUCCAACACCCUUUAUUUCACCGUCAAGACCAAGGACACUGCAUCCAUUUUUGCCUUCAACCCCCACAAAAAUGCGACUCAAUUACUUCACAGAGGAGUUAAAGGAUCCGUAGGGACCUUGGCUAUAGGGCUGAAAGAGAAUCAGGAUACUCUAUUUUGGGCGAAUCCGUUGGAACGGUCGGUUUGGAGUCAACCCCUCUCGCUAGCAUCCAAUGCCACCCUCCUAUUCCAGGAUCCUAACGCUACUUUCGACAGCAUUGCAUUCCAUCCAGCAACUGGGCAAAUUUUGUACACGGUGUGGAGACGUAGUAAUGAGAGUGAGAUUCUGGCCUACAACCUCGCAACUCAUACCACGACGAGCCUUCUUGGGGAUGUCUUCCAACCUCGAGGUCUGCAUGUGGACGUGGCUGGAGAUUCACUGUAUUGGAUUGACAAUCCUCCAGGCAUCUAUUUCAAUGUGGGGAGGGUGGACUUGAGGGGAUUGAAUGGUCAGACCGCCGACCGAACAGUCCUCCUGAAAGAUCAGAAUCAGCACCCCUUUGCCCUCACCCUCGCCUGCUCAAACCUACUCUGGACGGAUCUCAUGAACAAGGCUUUGUGGGAAUGGAGCCCGGAACUGAAAACUUAUAAGCAGCUCAUGUCCUUCAAUAAUACGGCCCCGCAUGGCCUUGCUCGCCUAGCCAACCCUACGUGCCCUCCACCUAAUGAGAUGACGACGACGCAAUAUCCUCAUUCGAUGCUUCCUUCCCCCGAGGAAUCUAGUGUAGAAGAUAUCGCACCACCACCAUCUACAACAAUUGGAGAAAACGGUGUCAACCACCAUCAAGUCAGUAACAUAUCCUCGUGUGAGGUUGAGGAAGAACGAGUAUGUCUCAAUGGAGCAGCAUGCUUUAAAAUACACGACCAACUUCACUGCCUAUGUAAACCAGGGUUUUUGGGACCAAAUUGUGGGGAUGAAGAAGAGAAGAGGGGGACAGACUGUAUUAAGGCAACCGAGUGGGCAUCCUCCAACAACAACCCUUCAAUGACACCAGUAAUUACGGUUGCCCUUGUUGGUUUGACUUGCCUGGUUGUCGUACUUUUACUCGUGGUGGCAGGAUUGCUUUGCAAAGUGCGGCGUUGGCGGAAGAAGCCCACCAUCCGGAGACGAGUCGUAGUGUCACAUCGAUCCGAUCUAGAAGCCAACCCUUCAACCGUCUGUGAAAUGAUUGACAUUGAAAACUGUUGUAACAUGAACGUCUGCGAAACGCCAUGCUACGAACGGAUGGGGAGUUUCAGCGUUGGUUCUUCUGUCGAGUCAGGAGGGGGACGGACCAGAAAGACGUCGGUGAAAGAAGACAAAAAGUGCCUCCUCUCAUCGUCUUCUUGAAGGAAUAUCAGUAGCUAUUUAAACAUUGCUACAGUACUUGGUGCGUCUCUGCCCUGCUGAGAAACCAGCUGCACCUUGUACUAUUUUUGUUGUAUGGACGUUUAUCAUUAGUAUUAACAAGUCGGUUGUGCUUUAGAAUGAAGUAAUUGUUUAAGUUUCGUUAGCAAAAAAGAGACUAUAGUUUCAAGAUAAAAGUGUUGAUCACACACUUUAAAAGACUUAAGUUAUCGUUUAGUGCACAAAUAAUAGUCAGCAUUCGUCGGUCCUCUUUUCCUUCCCAAUAGGUCGGACCAAGUUAGUAGAGUGGAGAGUUAUAAAUCUCAGGAGAAAUCUCAGUUGCUCAACAAGAAUAAGAAGCCCUGACCCUGCCAAAAAAGAGGAGAUAUCAUCCAGAGCUCUCUUUUUAGAUAGUUUUUCUUUUUUGGAGACGGGAAUCAUAAAAGUCUGAACUUUCGUACCUCCGAGGAUAACCCUUAAUCGAUCAUUGCAUGAUUGGAUUUGGGGUUAUCCACAGUAAAAUCUUUACAUUUUUACCCAUCACCAACUGAGAUUCAUUCAGCAUUCUAGAGAUGCUUGUUCAUUUUAAGGCAGCCAACAUAUUUGUGAUUGUUGAAUUUAUGACACGAGAAGUGAUCUUCAUUCGACUUGAAUUACAACGUGUAGUGAUAUGUGUGUACUUUUAGAGGCGAGCACAAAGUUACCUAUGUAUUUAGAAUUAAAAUAAAAUGGAGGCUGGGUGGACCACCUUCAGCGACCAGGCCCCUCAAACCCAUACUAAAUAUUUAGUAUGAUGCCAACUACGACGCUACAUAAAUAUAUUCUAUUAUUCCUACCCGUGUUCAAUUAAUAAAUACGUAUUAAUAACUUGGCUUGGAUACGAGGGAUUUAUUUGGAGGUGGUUCUAGUAAAUUUUUAGUCAAAUGUUGUUCAGAGUUUAUCCAAGACAAACAUUAAAUAAAGACAGACCUAUUUUAUUUACUGUAUAUAUACUUAA